CAGGAGUAAAACCGAUCAGCUGUUCAGCUAUUUGUUGAUAAGCGUGCGCGGCGUCCCUAUUUUGGAUGAAAAUUUUGGUAAUUGUUUUACAUCUUGAAUCCACGGAAUCCUGCGAUCCACGGGUUAAGCUGUUAACUAUUCCAAUCAACAAUGGAGUUUUGAUAUUACGAAAAUAAUUGUGUGUGUUGAAAGCUAACUUGCUGUAGUAGCAAGCUAUAGAAAGAAGCCCGCCAAAUAAAUUUUAGGUCGCAGCAUUUUUAAAGUAAAUACUCAAAUCAGCUUUUAUUAUUAAGUAUGAAUUUAGAGUUAUUAGAGUCCUUUGGUCAGAAUUAUCCAGAGGAAUUUGAUGGCUCAUUGGACUGCAUAUCGCUAGCGGUAACUUGUGCCUUCAACAAAUAUGGCACUUUAUUGGCGGUCGGAUGUAAUGAUGGACGCGUUGUUGUGUGGGAUUUUUUAACACGGGGUAUUGCGAAAAUCAUCUCAGCUCACGUGCACCCCGUGUGCAGUUUAAGUUGGACGCGCAAUGGUCACAAACUGCUAUCUGCAUCUACAGACAACAAUGUUUGCAUUUGGGACGUACUUAGUGGUGAUUGCGAGCACAAAUAUCGCUUUCCAUCACCCGUGUUGAAAGUUCAAUUCGAUCCUCGCAAUGACAAACGUUUCCUUGUGUGUCCCAUGCGUUAUGCCGCAGUGCUGGUAAAAAUUGGAGACACGCACAAAUGUUUGCCUUUGGAUUCAGAUGGUGAUCUAAAUAUUGUUGCUUCUUUCGAUCGUCGUGGUAAACAUAUCUACACAGGCAAUGCAAAAGGAAAAAUUCUGGUUUUAAAUGCAGAAACGUUGGAAAUCGUCGCGAGUUUUCGUAUUAUUGUAGGCUCUUCAAGUGCGACGGCUGUAAAAAGUAUAGAAUUCGCAAGAAGAGGGGACGCAUUUUUAAUAAACACCUCAGAUCGUGUUAUACGUGUUUACGAUUCAAAGGAGAUUAUUGCACUGGGGAAAGAUGGCGAACCUGAGCCUAUACAAAAAUUGCAGGAUUUAGUGAACAAAACCACAUGGAAAAAAUGCUGCUUCUCCGGGGAUGGCGAAUACAUUUGCGCUGGCAGCGCACGCCAACAUGCUCUCUACAUUUGGGAGAAAUCUAUUGGUAAUUUAGUGAAAAUUUUGCAUGGCACGAAAGGCGAACUGUUGCUUGAUGUUGUGUGGCAUCCCGUGCGUCCGAUUAUAGCUAGCAUAAGCUCGGGACUCGUUUCCAUUUGGGCACAAAAUCAAGUGGAAAACUGGUCUGCAUUUGCGCCAGACUUCAAGGAGCUCGAUGAAAAUGUUGAAUAUGAGGAACGCGAAUCGGAAUUUGACAUAACUGAUGAAGAUAAAUCGGUGGAUUUGAAUGCUGAUGCGAAGCAGGAUGAAGAAAUUGAAGUGGAUGUGCAGAAAGUAGAACCAGUUGCUGCAUUUUGUUCUUCCGAUGAGGAGGGUGAAGAUGAAAAUGCAUUACAAUUUCUACCAAUGGCGCCUGAGGUAGAGGAUCCUGAAGAUGGUUGGACUAUGCAAGACGGUGUGGAAGUGUCAUUGUCGAAAGAAAACGAAGCAACAUCUCAGGAUUAUGACGAUGCAACGGCGGCGAAAAAGCGGAAAGUGAAUAAUUAUGAUAUCUCAUUGCCGGAUGCUCCAGUGGAUGAGACACAUCCGUUAAUUUCAAGCAAAACAAAUAAGGACAAGCAACCGGUAGGUGGAAAGAAAACAGCUGGACGUCCAAAAAAAUAGCAUUUUAGGUUUUAACAAAUUUACAUUUCAUAGCUUAGCU
Rhagoletis pomonella (apple maggot) is the source of this 1798-nucleotide messenger RNA. It is a transcript of the gene Rbbp5, whose product is annotated as retinoblastoma-binding protein 5 homolog. Gene Ontology annotation, molecular function: protein binding. Lineage: Eukaryota; Metazoa; Arthropoda; Insecta; Diptera; Tephritidae. The record is from RefSeq and is a predicted model, not a curated record. Gene Ontology annotation, cellular component: Set1C/COMPASS complex.